This is a messenger RNA of Haemonchus placei, 210 nucleotides long. The record is from the annotation of a GenBank genome assembly. Lineage: Eukaryota; Metazoa; Nematoda; Chromadorea; Rhabditida; Trichostrongylidae.
AUGACACAACAGCAGAUACGAAACAGCCAGCAAUGUGGGGAACUUCCAAGGAAAAGGGAAGAAAAGAUUGAUGAGUCCUCAAGAGCAAUGAAACAAGAUGGUGAUGUGGUUGAUGCAGUGGAACAGAGCACCGAAGAAAUUCAAGUUCUGUGGAGAAAAGCCACGUACUUCUUCCUAGAAAUGUCCCCACGCCGUUCGAAGACGGCAUGA